AUGAGCUCUCCUGUGUGUCUGAGCGACGAAACGAUAUCUCUUGCACAUGAUAAGCCAGUAACAAAAGGGCCCCUGUGCAAGGAGUGCGAGCCCAUGUCCUUUGUCUCAUAUGUCAAAGCGGGAGCAACCCCGGUUCUUCCCAUUGGCGCAGCUGUGACGAUCCUAUUCUGCAACAUAGUGCUCCCAGGGAUUGGGACGAUGUUUUCGGCGAUAGCCCCGUCGGCCAAGGCCAACCGACGGACAAUACUCUCCAUAGGCCUUCUACAGUUCUUUGGCGCACCCCUUAUCUUCCCCUAUUGCUGGGCCCUAUUUUAUGGUGCACAGCUAAUAUCACACUCCAAGAUGCACCAGGUAGAAGACCAGCUUCGACGGCUUGCGGCUAUGAGGGCAUCGGGCGAUCUACCCACACCGGACACUCCCUCCACGCAGAGCACAACAAAUUCCCCCGAUUCAGACGGCCACCACGUUCGCUCGAUCCACCAAUUCCCAGUUCCAAUGUACUAG
Giardia duodenalis is the source of this 504-nucleotide messenger RNA. RefSeq names its product Spec3 membrane protein. The record is from RefSeq and is a predicted model, not a curated record. The coding region runs from base 1 to 504 and encodes 167 amino acids. The transcript has a single exon. Lineage: Eukaryota; Fornicata; Diplomonadida; Hexamitidae.